Molecule: messenger RNA, 3101 nt
Organism: Jaculus jaculus (lesser Egyptian jerboa)
Lineage: Eukaryota; Metazoa; Chordata; Mammalia; Rodentia; Dipodidae
Gene: Trpv4
Product: transient receptor potential cation channel subfamily V member 4
Exons: 16
Coding region: 45-2660 (871 amino acids)
Biological process (GO): osmosensory signaling pathway; calcium ion import across plasma membrane; actin filament organization
Cellular component (GO): cilium; membrane
Molecular function (GO): protein binding; calcium channel activity
Source: RefSeq, a predicted model, not a curated record
UGUCACCUCCAGGCUGAGCAGUGCGGACGGGGCCCAGGGCCAGCAUGGCGGAUCCCGGAGAUGGCCCCCGCGCCGCGCCUGGGGAGACGGCGGAGGUCCCCGGAGAGGACAGUGGCACCUCUGGUGGGGAGGCCUUCCCUCUCUCCUCCCUCGCCAACCUGUUCGAGGGGGAGGAAGGCUCCCCCUCACUCUCACCUGCUGAUGCUGGCCGUCCUGCUGGCCCCGGGGACAGCCGGCCAAACCUUCGCAUGAAGUUCCAGGGUGCCUUCCGCAAGGGGGUGCCCAACCCCAUCGAUCUGCUGGAGUCCACCCUGUAUGAGUCCUCGGUGGUGCCGGGGCCCAAGAAAGCACCCAUGGACUCGCUCUUUGACUACGGCACCUAUCGUCACCACCCCAGUGACAACAAGAGGUGGAGGAGAAAGGUGGCAGAGAAGCAGCCGCAGAACGUCAAGGCUCCGGCAGCUCAGCCGCCCCCCAUCCUGAAAGUCUUCAACCGGCCCAUUCUCUUUGACAUCGUGUCCCGGGGCUCCACCGCUGACCUGGACGGACUGCUCCCUUUCCUGCUGACCCAUAAGAAACGCCUGACUGAUGAGGAGUUCCGGGAACCGUCCACGGGGAAGACCUGCCUGCCCAAGGCCCUGCUGAACCUGAGCAACGGCCGCAAUGACACCAUCCCGGUCCUGCUGGACAUUGCAGAGCGCACGGGCAACAUGCGGGAGUUCAUCAACUCGCCCUUCCGGGACAUCUACUACCGAGGCCAGACUGCCCUGCACAUCGCCAUCGAGCGCCGCUGCAAGCACUACGUGGAGCUGCUGGUGGCCGAGGGGGCCGACGUGCACGCCCAGGCGCGCGGACGCUUCUUCCAGCCCAAAGAUGAAGGCGGCUACUUCUACUUUGGGGAGCUGCCCCUGUCGCUGGCUGCCUGCACCAACCAGCCGCACAUCGUCAACUACCUGACGGAGAACCCGCACAAGAAGGCCGACAUGCGCAGGCAGGACUCCCGCGGCAACACCGUGCUGCACGCGCUCGUGGCCAUCGCCGACAACACCCGCGAGAACACCAAGUUCGUCACCAAGAUGUACGACCUGCUGCUGCUCAAGUGCGCGCGGCUCUUCCCCGACAGCAACCUGGAGGCCGUGCUCAACAACGACGGCCUCUCGCCCCUCAUGAUGGCGGCCAAGACCGGCAAGAUCGGGAUCUUUCAGCACAUCAUCCGGCGGGAGGUGACGGACGAAGACACACGGCACCUCUCACGCAAGUUCAAGGACUGGGCCUACGGACCCGUUUACUCCUCGCUCUAUGACCUCUCCUCUCUGGACACGUGUGGGGAAGAGGCAUCCGUGCUGGAAAUCCUGGUGUACAACAGCAAGAUCGAGAACCGCCACGAGAUGCUGGCCGUGGAGCCCAUCAACGAGCUGCUGCGGGAUAAGUGGCGCAAGUUCGGGGCCGUCUCCUUCUACAUCAACGUGGUCUCCUAUCUGUGCGCCAUGGUCAUCUUCACCCUCACUGCCUACUACCAGCCGCUGGAGGGCACUCCGCCCUACCCUUACCGCACUACCAUGGACUACCUGAGGCUGGCCGGCGAGGUCAUCACGCUCUUCACCGGGGUCCUGUUCUUCCUCACCAAUAUCAAAGACUUGUUCAUGAAGAAAUGUCCCGGAGUGAAUUCUCUCUUCAUUGAUGGCUCCUUCCAGCUGCUGUACUUCAUCUACUCGGUGCUGGUGAUAGUGUGCGCGGCCCUGUACCUGGCGGGAAUCGAGGCCUACCUGGCUGUCAUGGUCUUCGCUCUGGUCCUGGGCUGGAUGAACGCCCUUUACUUCACUCGCGGCCUGAAACUGACAGGGACCUACAGCAUCAUGAUCCAGAAGAUCCUCUUCAAAGACCUCUUCCGCUUCUUGCUCGUCUACCUGCUCUUCAUGAUUGGCUACGCUUCAGCCCUGGUCACACUCCUGAACCCAUGUGCCAACAUGAAGGUGUGUGACGAGGAUCAGACCAACUGCACGGUGCCCACAUACCCGGCGUGCCGUGACAGCGAGACCUUCAGCACUUUCCUGCUGGACCUCUUCAAGCUGACCAUCGGCAUGGGCGACCUGGAGAUGCUGAGCAGCGCCAAGUACCCCGUGGUCUUCAUCCUCCUGCUGGUCACCUACAUCAUCCUCACCUUCGUGCUCCUGCUGAACAUGCUCAUCGCCCUCAUGGGCGAGACCGUGGGCCAGGUCUCCAAAGAGAGCAAACACAUCUGGAAGCUUCAGUGGGCCACCACCAUCCUGGACAUUGAACGCUCCUUCCCCGUGUUCCUGAGGAAAGCUUUCCGCUCCGGGGAGAUGGUGACCGUGGGCAAAAGCUCGGAUGGCACUCCGGAUCGCAGAUGGUGCUUCAGGGUGGAUGAGGUGAACUGGUCGCACUGGAACCAGAACCUGGGCAUUAUCAACGAAGAUCCGGGCAAGAACGACACGUACCAGUACUACGGUUUCUCGCACACUGUGGGCCGCCUCCGGAGGGAUCGCUGGUCAUCCGUGGUGCCCCGCGUGGUGGAGCUGAACAAGAACUCGAGCCCAGACGAGGUGGUGGUACCCCUGGACAACCUAGGGAACCCCAGCUGUGAUGGCCCCCAGCAGAGUUAUCACCCCAAAUGGAGGACUGAAGAUGCCCCGCUCUAGGGGCCGCAACAGGGGCCAGGCCCCUGCCCCACCCACUUCUGUCCACCUGCAGUCCGGCAGCCUUGCUGCGUGUGUCCCCGGAGGUGAGGGCCCGCGGAGAUGCUGGGGAGGCCCCAGGACCCUCUGGUCCCUAAGCUUCCGGUCCCCUGGCUCCACCUCCUCCCAUGGGGCUCCUGGGACCUGUGUCACUCCCAUGGAGUCACCUAAACCAGUGCCUUCAGGACUCUGGGCCCCCUGCCCCGUCUCGCCGUUAUUUAUUGCUCUGCGCUCAGGAAAGUGGCACAGCAGGACCCCACCCCUGGCUGGAACCUGGUGAAGCCUUGGCCGGGCCUGUGCACAUCAGUGGCAUGGGGCUCUGUGCAGCCCAGUCUGGGGUGGGCACGCCUUCUGGGCUGUGUAGAGUCUGGGGCUGUUGGUGCUCAAUAAACGUUCAUUCAUCCA